Gadus macrocephalus (Pacific cod) is the source of this 1536-nucleotide messenger RNA. Its product is annotated as FUN14 domain-containing protein 1-like. Gene Ontology annotation, biological process: autophagy of mitochondrion. Bases 125 to 658 code for a protein of 177 amino acids. The record is from RefSeq and is a predicted model, not a curated record. NCBI's taxonomy places the organism in Eukaryota, Metazoa, Chordata, Actinopteri, Gadiformes, Gadidae. Gene Ontology annotation, cellular component: mitochondrial outer membrane. The transcript has 6 exons.
UUGUCACGUGACAGGCUUGUCUCGAGUGACUCACGCACACUUACAAGCACGCGUACGUACACACUCAGAGCAGUACCGAGGAAGACUCGCCUCACACCCGUCGAUUGGUUUCUUGUGCUGUAUUAUGAUUACUCCUCCGGUACCAGAGGGGGCAACAGAGGACACUGCGCUGUCACAUCACCAAGGAUCACUGAAUACCAAAAUGGCGAGCCGCGAGAAGGAUCUUGAAGAAGAAAUUUACGACAAGGUCGUAGAUCUGACAGAGUAUGCCAAGCGUCAACGAUGGUGGAACCGUGUGUUCGGAAAAAACAGCGGCCCUAUCGCCGCGAAAUAUUCAGUUGCCACUCAGAUUGCCUUAGGUGGAGCUAGUGGAUGGUGUGCAGGAUAUCUCUGUCAGAAGGUUGGAAAGGUUGCUGCUACGGCCGUAGGAGGAGGUCUUCUUUUGUUGCAGAUUGCCAAUAAUACGGGAUACAUUCAAGUAGACUGGAAGCGAGUAGAGAAGGAUGUCGACAAAGCCAAAAGACAGUUAAAGAAGAAUACAGACAAAGCUGUGCCAGAACUUAACACAUUUAUGGAGAAGUCCACAGAUUUUGUGAAGAAAAACAUUGUUGUCACCAGCGGUUUCGUCGGUGGAUUCCUGCUGGGCCUAGCGUCCUAAAAGCUGUCUAUCUACCUUUUGUGCCCAAGAAAUGCAAUACGGCCGUUCCAUGGUCUGACAGCAAGCAACCAUCGUCAGAACACCAUGUAGUUAUGUGCUUCUACAUUAGCUGCAUGUCCCUUUGAAUCAUCUCAAGCAUCUACUCUGCAAUAGGGAUUAAUGAAUAAUGAACAUAUCAAAAAAUAAUGUACACUCCAUCUUAUCACAAUAUCUAUACUAAUUGUGAAGGGCAAGGCCAUGGGGAAAAUUCAAACUGAACAUCAGGUAAAACCUUUGUUGUCAUGGUUAAUCUAAAUAUACCACAUGGAGAUUUCAUUCAUCAGCACUUAACCCAAACUCCAAAGACAAUCUCUUUUCAAAUUAACCAAAUUGCACAUAAACAUAAAAGCUAAUUAUAUAUUAACAGCGGAAACAAACCCAUAUGUUAUUCAGUGGCCAUAUGUAAACACCCUGUUCAUUUCUGACAAAACAUCAUGAUCAAUGUUACUUCCAGCGUUUUGUGAAUAAUAAGUGUAUUUAAAUAUAUAUCUAUUUUUUAAGCAGCUAUCAUAUUGACUGCUGUUUUGACCUGAAGAACUAAAAUGCUGCAAUUGUCCCACUGGUAUUCCAGUAAUGUCGGUGUUAUAAUGGACAAAAAAUCACUCUAUUAGGUUGUGUCAAAGUAAGACAUGUAAUGAUGUAUUCCCUUUAUGAGAGCUGUAUUAAGUUUCAUACAUAUUAUAUAUUGAAUAAUAUGGAGGCUUAAGAUUAUAUUUGCCUAUAAGGCCAGCCUGAUUUAUUUAUAGUUGGUCAUAUUGCCUCAAUGCUAUGCUUCACGUGUUGAAGGUUGAAAGUGUAUUUUGUAGAACAUGAAUGAAAUAAUUAAAGUUUCCAAUGUA